Messenger RNA from Colletes gigas, 3260 nucleotides. RefSeq names its product SWI/SNF complex subunit SMARCC2 (gene mor). Lineage: Eukaryota; Metazoa; Arthropoda; Insecta; Hymenoptera; Colletidae. The record is from RefSeq and is a predicted model, not a curated record. The coding region runs from base 168 to 3242 and encodes 1024 amino acids. Gene Ontology annotation, biological process: positive regulation of DNA-templated transcription. Gene Ontology annotation, molecular function: DNA binding; histone binding. Gene Ontology annotation, cellular component: SWI/SNF complex. The transcript has 6 exons.
AAUUUUGUCGGCUCGUUAACAAAAAGUUUCUAAACUUGCGCCGAGAAAUGCAUUCAUAGACGUGAUGUAGUUCUGACCAACUUCAGAGGCGUGUCAUGUUUACAAUAAACGCGGCGUUCUUUCUUGUAGCGUACUCGACGAUUUUUUAAGUCCAGAUUCCAUAAAAGAUGCUCGCGUUAGGACCUAAAAAGGACGGUGGACCCAAUACGAAAUUUUUCGAGUCCCAGGAAAUUCUUACACAGCUCGAUGGAGUAAAACAGUGGCUAUUGAAAAACUGCAAGAAGUAUGUACAAACGGACCCUCCCACCAAUAAAAGUUUAGCUACUUUGAUAGUACAAUUAUUACAAUUUCAAGAAGAUAAUUUAGGAAAAAAUGUUUCAAAGCCACCGAUGACAAGGCUUCCAGUGAAGUGUUUCUUGGAUUUUAAACCAGGAGGUGGAUUAUGUCAUAUUCUUGCUACAGCAUAUCGUUUUAAGCAAGAACAAGGAUGGCGUAGGUUUGAUUUUCCAGUCGGGAAGUCAGGAUCCCGUAUGGAUCGGACUGUGGAAAUGUUGAUGGCAGCUGAGCGUGCUUUAGUGCAGAAUAGGUGUCUGACCAUACCAAGUAUAUACGUAAGAGCCGACGUAGACAAGUCAACAGCUGCCAAAGUAAAAGAAGCAAUACGAAGACAUCAGGGCACUAUUGCCGAAAAUGAAGCGGAUGCUACGCACAUAAUUUACCCUCCGGCAGAUCCUAUGGAAGAAGAGUACGCUCGGCCUUGUAUGAGGCGCGAGAGAUCCGUUCUUCUCCAUUGGUACUAUUUUCCGGACAGCUAUGAUUCUUGGACUACUUUAGAUCUUCCUUGGGAUUUCCCAGAAGGUACACUUACUACCGCAAACAUGAAAUCAAUAUACAAAGUAUCUGCGACAUGGGCAUUAGAUUUAGAUCAGUACAAUGAGUGGAUGAACGAGGAAGACUAUGAGAUAGAUGAAAGUGGUCAAAAGAAAAUACACAAGUUUCGACUUUCGGUAGAAGAUUUAAUGGCUCAACCGUCUCAUCCGCCACCCUCUGCAAAGAAACCAAAACGAAAACGAUCCCCGAGCCCACCACCGAAACAGGGAAAACGUAAAAGCGGAAGGGGGCCAUCGGGUGUUCAAAGUGCUUCGUCUACGUCAUCGUUGACGACUCCAAAAAAAUCACGCGGUGGCGGUGAAGAAGAAGACGAUCUUACUCAAGGAAUGGAAGACCCACCAGCGGAACCUCGGAUUGUCGAAGUAGUUGCUACUCCUACAAACCCACCGGUUACAGGUCAAGGUACCACUCCAACGAGUGGUACCACUUUGACAACGACAGGAAGUAAAAAACAAGAUAACGAACUUCAGCCAUUGAAAUCUGGUAACAUGGCAGACUUGGACGAACCGAUGGAAGGUGACAAAGGUAGCUCUCAAGGGACUCAAGAUAGAGAGGAACGCGACGUUAGUAAAGAAAGAGGAGAAGGUAACAAAGGGGACGAACCAGAAGAUAAUGUUACAGAGCAAACGCAUCAUAUCGUUGUCCCCAGUUAUUCCGCCUGGUUCGAUUACAAUUCGAUCCAUACUAUUGAAAAGAGAGCUUUAUCAGAGUUUUUUAAUGGCAAAAACAAAUCCAAAACGCCAGAAAUUUAUCUCGCGUACAGAAACUUUAUGAUCGAUACUUAUAGAUUAAAUCCCACGGAAUAUAUUACAUCAACGGCCUGCAGACGUAAUUUGGCAGGUGAUGUGUGCGCGAUCAUGCGCGUGCAUGCAUUUUUGGAACAAUGGGGACUAAUUAAUUACCAGGUAGAUGCAGAAUCGAGACCCACGCCUAUGGGGCCUCCUCCGACAUCGCAUUUUCAUGUAUUAUCAGAUACUCCGUCUGGUUUGGCCCCGGUUAAUCCAAAUCCGCCGAAAACGCCGCAGCCAUCGGCUGCAAAAGCUUUGCUCGAUUUGGAGAAAAAAUCGAACAUAACGAGUGGAAUUGGAGUGGAGGAAAAGGCUUCGGCGGGAGCGAUGGCAAACUUUGGAUUGAAAAUAGAUCAAUAUUCAAGAAAACCGGCGGUAUUGAAGAACAAACAAGCUGCUGGCGCUACUCGCGAUUGGACGGAACAAGAGACACUUUUACUGUUAGAAGGAUUAGAAUUGCACAAAGAUGACUGGAACAAAGUUUGCGAACACGUUGGCUCGAGAACGCAAGACGAAUGUAUUUUGCACUUUUUACGGCUUCCAAUAGAGGACCCAUAUUUAGAAGAAGGAGGGCCAGAGGGUCUGGGUCCAUUGGCUUAUCAACCGGUACCCUUUUCGAAAGCUGGCAAUCCUGUCAUGAGUACAGUUGCAUUUUUGGCCUCGGUUGUUGAUCCCAGAGUUGCGGCAAGUGCCGCCAAAGCUGCUAUGGAAGAAUUCGCAGCCAUCAAGGACCAAGUACCGGCUACUUUGCUAGACCAACAUUUGAGAAACGUUCAAGCCAGCGCUAAUUCCGAUGGCAAGUUUGAUCCAGCUGCAGGAUUAGCGCAAUCUGGUAUAGCUGGUACAGGUCCGCCCGAACCUCCAGACGACACAGCAACGCCUUCGACGACUGGAAGUGUUCCAACAACGGCGGCUACGUCACCGCAUUCGGCUACAUCGACCCCCAUGGAAACGAAGAAAGAGGAGCAAGAUAAUAAACCUAAGGAAUCCGAAGUUGACCAAACUCAGUUAGAUAUUACAAAGAAGGAAGAUGAAAUGAAAGAGGCAGAAGAGGAUACGAAAGCUGCUGUGGACGCUGAAGCUAUAGAAGCGAAAGAAAAGAAGGACAAGGUGGUGCGUGACGCUCAACUCCAGUCCGCAGCUGCUGCGGCAUUAGCAGCGGCCGCCGUUAAGGCAAAACACUUGGCAGCCGUAGAGGAACGUAAAAUUAAGUCCUUGGUGGCGCUACUCGUUGAAACGCAAAUGAAAAAGCUGGAAAUUAAAUUACGUCAUUUCGAAGAAUUGGAGACUACUAUGGAACGGGAACGCGAAGGUUUGGAGUACCAAAGACAGCAGUUGAUCACCGAAAGGCAACAGUUUCAUUUGGAACAAUUGAAGGCCGCGGAGUUUAGAGCGAGGCAACAAGCACACCAGCGUCUAGCCCAGGAACAACAGCAACAACAACAAAAUCAGCAUCCGCCUUGGCAACCAACCGCACAACAACAGCAGCAACAGCAACAGCCACCAAGUCCGCAAGCACAGGCCCAACAACCACCGCCGCAUACGCCACCGCAACAGGCAUAACUCUUUUGUGACUUACUU